GUUACGACUACACAGCAAAGCUUUAAAAGCUCCCAUACAGGGCGUGAAAUGAAAGGUUACGUUGGCCGUCAAUUUUCUAUUUUUAGACCAGAUAUCUGCUAUGAUUAAGACACAAUAUGUAACGUUUGUAUGUAUUAUUAUGUUGAGUGCUAUGCUGGAAACGGAAUCCGUUGUGAAAAGAAGCUAUUCGGACCAAUCUGUGAGGGGUUAUAUUACUGAGAGGACGUGCUGGUGGAAUGAAGUUUGUAAAGAAGAAUUUCAAAUACUGUUCAGAUGCAAAUGCCCCUCCUGGUCUUACUGUCGGAGUCCAGGCAGAUACUACAACGCGGUGUGUUCCAUGACAGAGACGGGAUACAUUUGGGAUCAGCCAAAUUCUGAAUGGCGUGGACAGUGAAUCUCAACCAGUUAGGUGUUAUGAGGUGUACAGUUCUAGUUCAUCAGGAAUAACAAGGAUUGUAAACAUAUAUAAGCCUGUGAUUGUGCCAAGUUAACAACGAUUCUAAUUUGAGACUGAUCCAAUACUAAAAGAAAUGAAAUUUCGUCUUAUAUUUUCGUAAUUAUGUAACCUAAAAUAAUAUUGAUUUGUUCCUGUUCAAAUUGUAAAUACAUCGUGUUCUCUUCGUCAUUUUACUGAAGACUUGUGAAAUGUCUAAAUAAAAAUAUGUUUACGUAA
This is a messenger RNA of Galleria mellonella (greater wax moth), 673 nucleotides long. RefSeq lists its product as uncharacterized. The record is from RefSeq and is a predicted model, not a curated record. The transcript has 3 exons. Lineage: Eukaryota; Metazoa; Arthropoda; Insecta; Lepidoptera; Pyralidae. Bases 101 to 394 code for a protein of 97 amino acids.